Messenger RNA from Anas platyrhynchos (mallard), 1908 nucleotides. The record is from RefSeq and is a predicted model, not a curated record. NCBI's taxonomy places the organism in Eukaryota, Metazoa, Chordata, Aves, Anseriformes, Anatidae.
GAACUUUCAUGGAGCUCCAGAGCACUCUGAGAGGCAACGUGCUGGGACUGGAGGAACUUACCCCUCCUCAGCACUAGGGGACAAGAAGAGCAGGAAAGGACAGGCAGGAGUGAACUGUGUAACCAUUACCAACAACAGCUAUUCUGUAGUCCUGUCAAUCCAUGCAGAUAGAAAUAAGUCAUUUAAUUACUACAGUCAUUUAAAAAUCUUUCCCUUGCAUUUGUCCAGCUCAGAUGGAACCUCCCCUUGUAUGCAAAACAGGUUGGAGACUAGUUGGUAGGAGUGUGGUGAACCUCCCUUUUAUCGUAUCCAAUAAGAGUGCUUUUUUCCUUUACUUUUGACGUGACUUCCAGGAGGCACAGAGUGAAAGAGAUGGAAGAGCAAAAAUUGAUCUCCAGGUAGAUAUGUGCUUUCUGCAGCUGCUUAAGCAACCUUCAGUUUGUCUCCAUCUGGUCCUGAAUUAUCAAGACAGCCUUCAAAAACAUGAGGAUCUGAUACACAGCCAAUAGCCACUGUAGCACUUUCCUAUUUAUCUAAAUCGUGGAGAAUCCUCAACGCUCAAGACAGCAUUGCAAGUCUUGCCUCAGCUGAGCGUGAUGGCUUCAAUUCCUGUCCUGAAGCAAGAGACGUUGUUCCGGAACAGUACAUGGAGCUACCGAAUUCCAGCCCUGCUCUACCUGCCGCGUUUCAGCAUCAUCCUGGCAUUUGCUGAAGAACGAGAGGAUGUGGUAGAUGAACAUGCCAAGCUGAUAGCAAUGCGCAGAGGCAUGUAUGACCCAACCACGCACCAUGUUCAGUGGAGUAGCAUGGAGACCAUUGUCAGUGCACAGCUGAAAGAUCACCGCUCUAUGAAUCCCUGUCCUGUUUAUGACGAGGUCUCAGGGAAACUGAUCCUGUUCUUCAUAGCCGUCCCAGGAAAGAUCUCUGAGCAGCACCAGCUCAGGACGAAGACCAACCUGGUGCGUCUCUGCUACAUCACUAGCAUGGACCAAGGACGCACCUGGAGCACUGUCCAGGAUAUCACCGAGGGUACCAUUAGCUCCGAGUACAAGAAGUGGGCCACCUUCGCAGUGGGGCCAGGCCACGGAUUACAGCUGCUCAAUGAGGCCCGGAGCCUUGUGAUUCCUGCCUAUGCCUAUCGUAUCCUUGACCCUAAGCAGCACCCCACCCCUCACGCCUUCUGCUUCAUCAGCUCUGACCAUGGGACGACAUGGGAGAUGGGGAACUUUGUGGGGAAGGAGAGUGCGGUGGAGUGCCAGGUAGCUGAGGUACACACCUGUGGCAGGAGGGUGCUCUACUGCAACGCAAGGAGCAGCAAGGGAGCAAGAAUCCAGGCCGUCAGCUACAACCACGGGGUGGAUUUUGAGGGAGGCCAACGGGUUGAAAUGCUUGUAGAGCCUCCCUUUGGAUGUCAUGGAAGUGUUACUGCCUUCCCACCUCCCCGUGAUGCCAGGUGCCAAGAUAGUUGGUUGCUCUACACUCAUCCUACAGACCCAAAGGGUCGAAGAGAUUUAGGAAUUUACCUCAAUAAAACCCCUUUAAACCCAGAACAGUGGACAAAACCAAGCAUCCUCUUCAAGGGUUUAUGUGCUUAUUCAGAUCUGCAGUACAUGGGGGUUGGGCCAGAUGGCUCACCCUUGUUCUCCUGCCUUUUUGAAUAUGGGACUCAACAGCAAUGUGAAGAGAUAAUAUUUGUAAUGUUCACUCUGAAGCAAGCCUUCCCAUCUGAGUGCUGAGUCUUGAGCCUUUUCAGCGGGAUCCAUCUGAAAACCACCUUUGCUGGUGCUUCUUUUCACUGUCACUUCUCAUCUUUCAGCAAAAAGGUUUUUGUAUUUUGUGCACCAUUGGUUUGCCAUUGGCUUGUACCAUUUGUAGAUUACGAAGUCUAUUAAACAUACUAAAACUAAA